Sclerotinia borealis F-4128 is the source of this 858-nucleotide messenger RNA. The record is from the annotation of a GenBank genome assembly. Lineage: Eukaryota; Fungi; Ascomycota; Leotiomycetes; Helotiales; Sclerotiniaceae.
AUGAGCCAAUUUUGUCAACAUCUCCUCGAGAACAGACCCAAAUCCACCGAGGUCUCAACCUACGUCAGACCCCGUCGUCCUAUGAAUCAUAAAGCCCAAUUUCACCAAUUCGGCAAACUUGCCCCUGAACUUCAAAUGAUGAUCUUCCAAGAGUCUCUCCCAGAAGGCCGCAUCGUUUCCGUCAAAACUGUCGAAACUCUUCUUGACGCCCCGGAUAGAUGGUCACAAGAGUGGUACAGAGAUUUAUUUCAAGAUGGUAAAUACAAGAGCCUAAAGAUCGUUGUCAGUACAACUCUGCCUGCGCUUUUACACGUCAAUACCUUGGCCCGCAGAGUCGCUCAGAAGGAAUACCAACUCGAGUUCAGUCACUGUCUUCCACACCCCGUAUACUUCAACUUUGAUAAGGACACCCUCUACAUUCAAUCCGAUCGCGCCAAUAAGCUAUUCCAAGGCAAUUUACAGAUGCUGAAGAGAUUUCCAACUCCAUUAAAUCGAGGUCUUGAUAUUGCGAAAAUGGAAGAGAAGCUCAAGUACUUGAUGUUUGGCGAGCCGUGUCUCUAUAAAAGCACCACUGAGAUGGUUUCCCGCUUGAGAAAUCUCCAGUUAUUGGAAUUAAAGGAGGGCUGUUUUCGGAAGAAUCAAAAAAUCAAGAUCUUGAAUACUAGGUGGCAAGAGAGAUGGGGUGGUGAUAUUCCUUAUGAGUGUGUGGAGUUAAGUGAUAGAGAGAUGGGUCACAAGCUAUUGGACAAGAAGGAUGGCUACUCGGUGUAUAUCAAACCUCGCCGAUCUCUUCGUCUCAUCAGGCUUGAGGCUAAUAAGAACCUUGAAAGUCAUGAAUGGGACGACGAUGAGGCUUAA